This is a messenger RNA of Orbicella faveolata, 2428 nucleotides long. RefSeq lists its product as uncharacterized. The record is from RefSeq and is a predicted model, not a curated record. NCBI's taxonomy places the organism in Eukaryota, Metazoa, Cnidaria, Anthozoa, Scleractinia, Merulinidae.
UGGGGAGUCAUGAGGGGUGUUCUCUCUGUGUCGCUGUCUCGAGGCGAUUCUUGGGACGCUCGGCUCGGUACCAAGGCCUGAGGCAAGGGAUACUGCAUUUGUAUGCCAUGCCUUAAAUAGAGUGUCGGCAUUGUUUCUCAUUUGCCUUCUCUCUUUUUCCGUCUCCGCUAUCAUGUUGUACGCUUUGACGAUGUCAUUAGACUUCUUUUAUUGAGAAGCAGAGGUUUAACCUGGUUAUGAACUUUUUGUAUUUAAGAUUGGCUGUAUUUAUUUAGUAUUUUUACAAGUUUUUGACGUUAGCUGUUUUGAUUUAGGGGGUUUGAUUUAGUGAUUGUGUGGUUUUACAGUGAGAGCGUGGUAUCAAGGGAUACCUUGAUCGUGGUUGGAUUGCAUGAUUUCCUUUGUAUCAUGUCACUCUUACGGUACAUCACGCAAGCUUGUGUCACGCAACAUGGCCAUGUGUUUAGCCUGCCGAGACGCGGUUGUUGCUGGGAUACAAAAUGGCGAAGAAAUUAUCAGCGGCCGAGAAAGUUUGCCUUUAGAUUUUAAGCUGUGAAAACAAAACUCACCUGAAUAGGGCAAGGCAAAUACCUUCAUGACAGGUAGAUGGCGAACGACGGUUCCAAGUAUUGUGAAGAUUAUCUAUUAAGGAAGGAAGGUCGUAGUAAGUGGAUGCAGUAUUGGGUCGUAAUCCGAGGGGUAUGGAUGCUAUUUUACAGGGAUCGAGCAACAACUAACCGUGAUAACUUUAGAGGAUCCAUCGAGUUAACAUCGAGCACGAAGUGUAACAUAGCCAGGAGAGGAAACUACAGCUUUCCGUUUUAUGUCAGCACUGACCGAGGCACUCAUCUGUUUAAGUGCGAGACAAAUUUGAAGCGGCAUCAAUGGAUGUACCUUAUCGAGUUGGCAGUGAAGGGCGAUGCGCCGGCUGCUCCUCCACUGGCCAUUUCUUCUUCAUAUUCGCGCGCAACUCCAGAGCAAAAGCCACGCGACUCCCAGCUAAAUCACAUAGAAGCAGAUCAACUGGAUUCCGAAUCGGAUGAAGACGAUCUCUCUAUUCCACCUGGAGUGAUUCUUGUCACAACUCCCAUAGAAGACUUGUCACGCAAAGCCGAUAACCCAGACGAACGCACUAGCAUAAUAGACCGAAAACCAAGUUCAAACCCAGAUCCGGUAGAACAUAAUUUCAGCAGGGCGGUGCUUUCAACAGGCAUUACUGGGAGAACGAGUGUUGCUCGUGAGCCUGGUCUGACUCACUCACCGAAGAAACUUUCUGUCAAAACACCAGCUCCUAAACUUACUCGUCCACCUCUAUCUUCAAAAGGUCCGUUACCGAGCCCGCAGAAGUUACCUCAUAGCGGACUUAGUCCUCAAUCUACGUUUUCAUGGGAUCGAGGCAGUCCAGACCGGCCCAGCAGUAGCCCUAGUCUUACUGACAAUCGAAAGUUCUCUGCUCAGCAGGUUGCAUCGCAAAGUUCUCCGCGAAGUAACACCCGGUUUUCAAGGCACAUGGCGAGAUCUGCACCUGACAUACAAAUUUUAUCACUAGACGACCCUAACUAAAACAGUGAUAAUAAGAUUUUCGUUUCUUUGUUAAGUCUAGGGUGACUGAAUUUAUUUUUUACACUCGCUGCCCAAAAAUUUAUUUUUACGACUUUUGAACUGAUUGUAGAAGUUUCAGCAUUGUUUCUUUGCUAAGUAUAAAGCUUUCGCUACACAAAAAUAAGGCCCGUUGGUCAACAUUUUAAAUAAAAAAUAAAACUAUUAUUUGUUCUACGAGAACAGUGGGAAACGCAACGCUACGUUUUUCGUCACGCAAAAGCGCUGUCUUCUAAUAGUGUAGCGUAGCGUUGUGUGACUAAGAUAAAGCCCGAACUGGAUUAAGACUAGUUGCAAUUUAAAUUGUUGUUCCAGGCAAAACACGGCUUAAGAUAGAUAAAGAUAAGUGCUUAAGAAUUAACAUUCAAUCAUGAGUUGAGUCACGCAACGAUAUUGAUCGUUACAAGAGAGUUCGUUGCUACAGCGGGUAGGUAACUCGUUAAGUUAUCUAUUGAGUGUCACACCUGUUGUGUAAGUUAAAAUUGUUGCAUAAAUUUUAAAAGCGUAAAAAUUUAAAAUAUACAUAUAUUUAUUAGAGAAUGAAAUGCUCCGUUUUGAGUACCUUUGCAGUAUAGCAAAUUGCCCUAUGGCCAAAACAUUUUCGGAAGAAAUUGCCGAGUAUUCCCAGCUUGGAAACAAAAAAUCUGUUGUGCUUGAAGAGCAUCGUUCUUUUAAAUGCUUGGACGCAAAUUUGUGUUGUAAAAUGACUUAUUAAGUAUUAGCUCUUUGUUAUAUGAGCUGUGUGAAUUUUUAAAACACUAAAUUAAAGUGUUAUCUGUGUUAUUUGUUGUUGUUGUUGUUUCAUGGCAAUAAAAUUGCAUGAUGUCAA